Messenger RNA from Moneuplotes crassus, 1076 nucleotides. Lineage: Eukaryota; Ciliophora; Spirotrichea; Euplotida; Euplotidae. The record is from the annotation of a GenBank genome assembly.
UAAAUAUUCUAUCAAGAAGACAUGGAUAACAAAUCCCUCCAAGAAUGAGUAAUCGAUGACAACUUCAAAAUCGAUAUGCUUCUAGGAACUGGUGGUUCUUCAAAAGUAUACAGUUGUUCAGAUGCAAAUAAGGACCUCUACGCAGUAAAGAUUAUAAGGAAGGAUAAAAAAUUCAGCCAAGGGCUUGCUACAGCUCUUCUUGAUACUGAGAUCAAUGUGAUGCAGCAGAUGCAAGAGCACCCUAAUAUUCUCAACGGUUUUCAUGUAAAUACUAAUGGAAUUAUUGAUAUUCAAGGUGAAAAGCACGAGAUUAUGUACUGUAUAGUUGAGUUAGCCAAAAAGGGAGCUAUUAGGACCUUUGUCAAAAGAUCAGGACAUUUCGAAGAAGAAAUAGUAAGGUUUUAUGCUACCCAGAUAGCCAAUGCUCUAGCUUACUUCCAUUCUAAAGGCUAUGCUCACUUGGAUGUCAAAGUUGAUAAUAUUUUACUGGAUGAAAACUAUAACUCGAAACUUGCAGAUCUUGGUACAAGUGUUCAAACCAAUUUCGGUUAUACCUCCUCAAGAUGCGGAACUAAACAAUAUAUCGCUCCAGAAAUUUUGAAAGGAGAUGGGAAAGAUCGAUUCAAUGCUUUCAAAGCUGAUGCUUACUCACUAGGUGUUACCCUGUAUGUAAUGCUUACUGGAAAUUUCCCCUCAAAAGCUGAAUCAACACUUCACACUUGAGACUAUUCUUAUAAUCCUAUAGAAUCACAGAAAGAUAAAGAAGGAAGCUAUAUCCUUUCUAGCCUUUCAAAGGAUUGCAGAGACUUUUUGAGCUGCCUCUUGAAUCAGGACCCAAUGGAAAGAUCUACCGUCUUAGAUAUAUUAGACCAUCCUUGGAUUUCUGAUCCUGACUCUUGCAUUCCUGCUUUCGAAGUUUAUAUGGAAAUGAAAGCUAGAGAAGACUUUAUUGUCGGAAGUUGUUCUGAGAGUUCAUAAAUCUCAUCAGAUACUAACCCCUACAUCUCGAUUGCAUAGGCUCUUUGCCUAGGCAAAUGUUCAUUAUUCUACAUCAUUACUUAUCUACAUCUUUACCC